This is a messenger RNA of Aplysia californica (California sea hare), 12768 nucleotides long. RefSeq names its product neurogenic protein mastermind. The transcript has 11 exons. Gene Ontology annotation, cellular component: cytoplasm; nucleus. NCBI's taxonomy places the organism in Eukaryota, Metazoa, Mollusca, Gastropoda, Aplysiida, Aplysiidae. The coding region runs from base 217 to 4737 and encodes 1506 amino acids. Gene Ontology annotation, biological process: male meiosis I; female meiosis I; meiotic cell cycle. The record is from RefSeq and is a predicted model, not a curated record.
GUGUCCCGAAAGAUCAACGACCUCAGCUGUUCAGGCGGUCUUCUGGACGGCCCCAAAAAAUGACCCCAUCAUACCAUUCCCUUGGACUCCGGGUUAUUGUUGUAGCCACACCCUCGAGCCCUUUAAACCUCUCCACAUCUCCUCAACUGCAGCAGCGAAUGCCAUGCCCCUCCAGGUCACCACGGAGUCACCCCUAGGCCCUUCUCCACUUCUCCAAUGGAAGACUACAUCCGAGGUUUGGAGACCGAAGUGUUGGCCUCCAACAGUCUGGCUACGGACCCAUUCGGUCUGGGCAACAGCGCCUCCAGCGACAAGUUCGCGGCGUUUGACGCGUACGUCAAUAAGAUUGUGGACGAGGACGGCCAUGUUGUGGAGGAGGAGUCGUCCGCUAAUGAGUUGGGGGACAACUGCAACGACGUUCUGACAGACGCCGCCGGGGCGAAAGGAGACAAGGGGAGAGAUGGCAUGCCCAGCUCCAGCCUCAGCGCCCAGCCGUCCGCCCCCAACUGCCAGCCGACUCCCAGCUGUAGUAGCAAGCUGAGCGCAGGCGCUGUGGAGUUCCCCAACAACAACAACAACAAGGGCAACAACCACUACAAAGACGACGGGCCAGCCCACGACCUGUCCCGCGCGGGUCUCUGGGACAAUAACGGUCACAACAAGUUCUAUAAACUGUCCAACAGCAACGGCGAGACCGCGGGCUCCGGCCACAACCAUUCUCUCCUGCCAUCAAAUCUCAGUGACGUCAUCCACAACGCGGAAAGUUACGAUUUCAAUCUGGGUUCAGAUGGUUCAAACGGUAUCGACGGUUUGCUGUUCGAUCCGGCGACUGCGGAGCUCCUGGAUAUACCCAACGUCCAAGUGUCCGAGGAUUUCCUGCAGAAGUGUAUCCAGCAAAUACAGCUGCAGAAUACGUUAGAGUCCUUUUCCUCUGGUGUUGUGGGUCAAGAUCUGGACUUGUCGGAUUUUGAUCGGAAGUUCGGCUAUGCCCCCAACAGCCACAAUGGGUGCGGCAGCUUCAGUAACGCUCACGUCGACCACGUGGCCAGAGCUGCGUCACAUUCCUCUCCCUCCAGACAGCAGCGGUAUCAGCCAGAGCCGUCGAAGUCCGGGCACAUCUCGGCGGCCACUCUUCCCAAAGCAAUGGCAGCUAAACACGGCGACAACAACUACGGAGGAGGGUAUGGCAGUUUACCCACGCAACGAGAGGAGCCCGCCCACCCCCACCAACUCCAUGCCCAUCCCCACCACGCCCACCAAACCCACCAUGCCCCACACCAACAGCACCCUAUGUGGCGAGACGUCCCAUCCCAACACUCACUAUCCCACCUCGACGUCCCACAAAGCCACAGGGAGCACCAGCAGCACAGAGAUAAUGUAAUGCUAUCCUCAUCCCCUUUCUCACAUUCCUCGAAAGAGUUCGCCGGUGCUCAGGUUCCGUCUGUUGCCAAAUUCCCGUACCACCACGAUCAAAACGCCAACAACUCCUCGUCCCCCUCCGUCUCCGAGUUCUCUCUGUGUUUGGACAACCGCCCGUCGCCCGAUUUCUCCCGGUCCGACGUGUCUCCGUGUCUCUCUCCUCGCUCUCCAAGACUGGGCGGUGGCAGAACUACUCAGAACUCGGGCGCUGGUGGUAUUGGAAGUGGUGGUGGCAACUAUUUCUCCUCAUUUGCCACAGACUUUGCUGGUGGUGGUGGUGGUGGUGUUGGUGGUGGUGCUUCUGGGGGUUUGCUGUCCUCCAAGGACAGCCUGGACCUCGAUUCCGGCUUGGACAAAGGACUGGCCAGCACUCCAACCUCGUCCUACACCUCUGACCUACUUCUGUCCUCCCCGUCCAGGAUGUUGUCGGUCCCCGCGCCCGGACAGAAAGGACAGACGCUCUCACUGCCCUGCUCUCAGGUCCCCAGCCCCCAGCUCCUGUCUCCCAUACCGCCACGCAUUCCACUGCCCCACGAGGUUCAUGGUGACUCCAUCUCUCACAUGUCUUUCACCGGAGGAGGAGACGAGGUCGCUAGUUUUUCCAGCCCCCACUCAUCCCCCUUCCUGCCAGGCCCGUCAGAUCUCCAGCUGGCAACAGCAACAGCCUCCUCGCCAUCACAUCAACAACAACAACAACAGCAGCAACAGCAGCAGCAGCGGCUGUUUGGUGACGCCACGACAGGACACAACAAGUUUUCAUUCAGCAUGGACCACCAGCGUUUGACGCCGUCCUCUCUCUCCGCUGCCUCCUCCAUGCCCACUUCUCCGUCGUUAGCCGUCAACAAGUCGUCGGAGAAUGCUGUGGAUGCUGCGUUAUCACAUCAGUCAUCAUCAAGUCUUCAGCCCCUGCACGUGAGUACAGACGGGACCCUCCAGAACUCUCACAGCGUGUAUGCGAACCACCACACAGCCAACGUACACACAGGCUCUGACUUGACCUUGGGCCACCUGCGAGCAGCGGACGGGACCUUGAAACAAAGCAAUAACAACAACAACAACAAUAAUAAUGUUAAUAAUAACAAUGUGAACAACAACAACAACGUUAACAACAACAACAACACGUACAGUUGUAUAGACAAAAACCACAUGUACUUCGCCCCCCACAGCCCAUUCCACAUAUUGGAUUCUCCGACAACGCCGUCCGACUUGGAUAACGGGGGCGGGCGUCUACAGCAGCAACGCAAGAUCGCAAUGAGCGCUGGUGAUGGUGAUUUUGGUGGCGGUGGUGGUGGCAGCAAUGGUAGCAACCACUUUCAGAGUCAGGGUCAGGGAGGAGGAGGAGGAGGUAUGGGUGAUGGAAAGGUAUCCAGUUUUCCGAGCAAUCAGCUGGGAGUGUCUUCGCAGUUACAAAGCAGUGGUCUUUCUCCCGCUGCACGGAUGUCUAGUCCUGGGAAUAUAGACUCGAACACGCUCGCUGCUGCUAUCCUUCAAGAAAGGCUGAACAACCAACAGUUGCAGCAACAACAGCAGCAGCAACAACAACAGCAGCAGCAGCAGCAACAACAACAUCACCACCACCAGCAGCAGCAGCAGCAAAAGCUUCAGCAGCUGCAGCUGCAACAGCAACAGCAGCUUCUCGCAAACCAUUUACAACAACAGGUCCGCUUCCAUCAACAACAACAACAACAACAACAGCAGCAACAACAACAACAACAACAGCAGCAACAGCAGCAGUUAAAGCAGGGUGGACUGAGGAAACAGUUCUUGCCCGAGCAGAUACUGCAACUGGGCGGAGGACUUCCCCUGCCAGCCAUGGUCAACUCUGGAGCGGUCAAUUUCACCCCGGGACCUAACCCUUUCUUUGUCAGCUCUCCAGCUCCCAUGAUCCCGGCCCAUGCAGGCAUUAACAGGUUCGCUCCAGGGGUCAACGGAGCGGUCAGUAUGCUCAACACAAUGCAGGCCCGGCCGAACAUACCACAUCAUCUGAACUUUGGAGCCAGACAAAACUUGAACCUUCCCCCUGGUGUGAACCCCCACCUGGGCUCGGGCAUGACCUCUGACCCCACGGGUGUGGGCGAGGCCAACAAGCUAGGGGGAGCAGGGGACAAGCAGCGGCUGAUUGAAGAAAUGUUGCUACGGGACCCGCGGACCCAGGCUGUCUACCAUCAGCUGUUGCAGCAAGCACUCAUGCAGUACCCAGGAGGUUAUCAAGCAGCUCUGAUCAACGCCAUGCACUCCAACCCUCUGAUGCUGAAUGCUGUGCACGCCGCUGCUCCCACCGCACUGCUCAAUCCAACGGUGCACGGUGCUGGGAUGCGUCGCGACGGGGUGGAGUUCGUACCCGUGGAGGCUAUGGGCCGGAUGACUCACUCACCGUACAUCGGUGACGUACUCUACGACCCCACCAGCUACCCCUUCCUCGGAGUGCAUCCUCUGAUUCCUAACAUGCGACAUUUCAGGAGUGGUCCAUCUAAUGAGCUUCACACCCGACUGGAGGAAUGUUACGAGCAGUUCAAGGCUGUAGAGAAGGAGAGGAAAAAGACGGAGGCUGAGUUAGCACGACAAAAUCCUGGGAAGAAAGUGUCCAGCACCAACUCCAUCCCCAUCCCUCGGCUGCCAUCCAACCCUUCACGGGUGGAUAGACUCAUUGUGGAUUCCUUCCGGGAGCAUGCUCGGAUCAUUACACUGGUAGAAAAGAUGGAGAAACUGCGCAGCAUCAGUGUCCAUGCUAACGUCCACUCCACUCUGGACCUGUGGUUAGAGAGUAUCAAACGUGUACAGGCCAGUCGUAAAGACGAGAUCGUCAACUCAGCCAAUCGGCAGCGAGCAGGGGUUCCCAGGCAGCCCGAUGAUAAAGAUGUGACAGCUCUGGCGGCCAGUAUCGGUCACUUGUGUGUUCACACCCGGCUGGCCCGCACGGCCCAGUGGGCAGCCCUGCAGAUGGCCGACAAGGAGAACCCGAAACUGACCAGCCACAGCGAAGUGGAGCUCACAGACCCUGUGGACUUGACCCCGUACAUUCAGCCGUCUGCUGCAGAAGCUGCUAGCGCCACCACUCCCAGCGCCACUACCACGGCAGCAGCAGCAGCAGACGGGAACAGUGACAGUAAAAAGGAUGAUACGAAAGUCACGACAGAGCCGGCCAGUAAAGCGGAGGAAGACAAAGGGGAUGGAGAAAUCAUCGAAGAACAGACUCCUCCAUCUUCUGGGAAGGGAGAUUCGAACUGUAAUCCCCCCCAGCAGUCAAGCGGUGCGGAGAAGGUCAGCAUUGUUUCUGCAGCUACCCAGUACACGCCCAAAAUUCUGAAGCGAAGAUAAUAAAAACUUGUUGACCGUGUGUGUGUGUGGAGUAGUUGGUGUAUUUCACACCGUUUCUGCCAUGUCAGCGCCAAAUGUCUUUUCAUAGUUGUUGCGUUUCCAUAGAUGCUUGUAUGGUGGGGUGUAGUCUGAAUAUGUCCACAUUGUCAGCCCUGAAAAUGUGUCCUCGACCCUUAUGAUGUCACAGAGAAGCAAUGACCAUGUGAUGAACUAAAUAAUCAUUUCCUCCCAAAGGUCAGCAAAAGCCUAUGGGGUCAUGCUUGUUUUGUCAUGUGCCAUGAUGUGCUAUAAUUAGCAGGCUGUGAUUUUUGUGUGUGUGAUGAAGAGGCUUGUUCUUUUUUACUGGGACUGCUCUGUAACCAUAGACAUAUGUCUCGUAAAUGAAGCUGGGAGAAAUGACCUGAUAUCUCUCCAUAAGACUUGUGUUAUGUGAAGUUUAAAGUCUCGUGAAUUAAGCUGGAAGAAAUUGGCCAAUAUCAGUGAUAAGACUUGCGUUCUGUGAAGACUUACGUCUUGUAAAUUUAGCUAAGAAAUAUUACCCGAUAUCUCUGAUAAGACUUGUGUUCUGUGAAGUUUAAAGUCUCAUAAAUUAAGCUGAGAAAAAUUAACCGAUAUCAAUGAUAAGACUUAUGUUCUGUGUAUUGUACAACUACAAGACAUUGAAGUAUUCCAUUUUUCCUGAAAUUUUAGGAGUUUUAGAACAAACAAAACAAAAAACAACUCUCAACCAGAAUAUGAAGAGCUGCAUCUUGCGAUAAAGUGCCAUGACAAAACUGUUUUUGUUUGUACCAAGAUGCAAAUUUUAUGUAUAUUUGAAACAGAAGGAUUAAAACUAUCCCAACAACAAAAUCUGAUUAUAAAAAAGAAUUUAAUUAAUAUUGCAAGUAAAACUUAUCUGUUGUGAGAGAUUUUGUCUGUAGAUGAAACUAAACAUGAAACAGGAGACUAAUGACAAAAUUAGAUAAGCAUUGAAGAAAGAAAAAUGAGGACGGUUGUAAGAUUUUUAUUAGCAAAGAUAUACACUGUUACCUCAUCGUACAGCCAUCCUUUCUAGUACUAAAAUACACCUGUAAUCUGACAAAAGUAUACGGCACAAAAAGACACUCACUGUGGCUACUGCUACUCAUCACACUUGUUAUUGGUGGAGGAAUCAUCAGGCUUAUCUCACCACAUCAAGUGAUACAUACACUUUUUUGGAGUUGCAGCGCGUGCUGAUCUUCAAGGGACAUGUGAUAUAGUGUGGCUAGUUCUGAACAAGCUGUGGAUUGUAUUUUCUGUCCAGCUAUGAAGCUGCAGAUACAAGAAUAGAAACGAAAAGCGUUAUAUAGAAGUUCGCAUUUAUAAGACAUUUUGCUGCGCCCAAAGACUUUUUUCCAUCAUGCACUAGUCGAUAUAUGAUGCCAGAAGUCAUUUGUCUUCAGCAAUACACGUGGUGAUUUUCCAAAACAUGACUGUCCAAGAUAUGGUCUGAAAGAUGAAUAUCUAUGACAUUAUAUAUGCAUAUGUUAUAUAAAAUAUUUAUUAUCUCAAGGUUUUUUGCUGAUACCAGCUGUGGCCCGAUCACCUGAGUAAGAAAAUGAUAGCCACCUCUUGCAUUGCACUGUCUUGUGUACUUAUCAAAGUCUUUAACCAUCUCGAGAUUUGUUUUGAUGACAAAAGUACCAUACUUAACAGCUGCUUUUCUUUUUAACUUCAUUUUAUGACAGACAAAUACCUAGAUGUGUGAUGGCAAAGACAUAUCAUUGAUCUUGGAUGUAGCUGGUCUUGGAAAACAUUCAAUCAGCUCUUCAUGAUUUAGUGAAAGAAGCUUGUAGGGUUUUAGAGUUGAGAUAAACAGAAACCCUCUUAGCUGUUUUGUACAGUAGUUUUUGUUUUUAGAAAUAUUGGCAAGCCUUUGCCUUUAUUUACAAAGUUUAGUUGCCUGUGAUGGUACUGUAGUUCGAGAGACAGUUAGAUAGGACAAAAUUCCUGGCUUGCCCCAGUAAAGAAUGAAAGUUGUGGACAGUAGGAAGUUUGUGAGCUGGCAGAGAGCUAGAAAGUUUGCUUUGCUUUUGUUUUCCUUUUGUGGGGGUUUUUUUUAGAGCCUGAAAGUUUAGUUGACAUUCACUGUUUUCUACUUGUCUUCGACUGUUAUUUCUCCAUUGCUUUGUUGUUGGCUUCAAGUGAGCACAGUUCUGAACACACGAAGAGAAAUUGGUGAGAACAGGGACCAGAUUUUUAUCUUGUGUUUUGUUUUUACACUUUGGAGGUAUUGGGAAGGGUUGAGAUGGUGAUGGAGACAUUGCUUGCUUUUUUACCAUUGUUUUCUUUUGCUUUUUUGUUGGGUUUUUUGUGUUUUUUUGUUUUGGCUUUUUCAAUUUUCAAAAGCUGCGCGAUCAUUUGUUGAGCAACAGUUUGUGUUGUGUAGUGUGCAGGUGUUUAUUCUAUUUAGGCAUGGAUGGCCAUUAGGUUGUGGGUUCGAAUCUCAUCAAGGGCCCAACGUUUAGUCCUUAGUAAAAAGGCCCUUUACACAAACUUUCCUCACUUCACCCAGAUGGGAAUGGCUGCCCAGCUUAUAGAUAGCAACAGAUCUUGUCAGUUUGUUUAUGUUUGAGCACGUGCAAUCCGCAGCUUGCACUGUAUGCUAUCCGGGAAGCCGAGUAUGUUUCUGAGUGCUCCAGGGUCUGCUAGGGUUAUAAUAGUUGUAAAACGCAUAGAGCAAGCUGUAGAGCAAGGAUAUGGGCUUUGUAAAUGCAAUUAGUAGUAAUAGUAGUAGUAGUAUUCUUUUUUUCAAUUGUUAUCAUUGUUAUUUAUUAUUAUUUCUUUUGUUCUGUACAUGUGCUCAGCACGUGUGCUGUUUCUGAUGGCUUUGUGGUUGACACAGCCACUGAUACAUUUGGGAGGUGGGAUGCUCUUACAUGUACAGAGAACUGAUACAAUUGUGUCCCUGUUUUUUUUUACUUUGACACAAAAUAUACUGAGGUAGACCGUCAGCAUCUGAGGUGUUGUGUAGUAGUGGAAAGUUAGGCUCUUAGCUCAUCUUCUCAAAAGACUUGAGUUUGAUUUCAUCGUGGGAAAGAUAUUGUAUUAUAAUGUGUUCCCAUCUGUUGCAGUGGUUAGUAUCCUGGUAUCCUGCACAGCCCAUGUUGGCUUUGAUUGAGAAGCAGGGCUGUUAACAGCUCAAGGCUCAUCUCCCAAAUAAUCUAUCCUGUAUCAACAUUUGAUACCUUUUUAUGAAGUUAGGCAGCAUUUCACUCGAUGAACUCUGAGGAUGAUGGGACCUUGGUGCAUUGGAUAGUCCAAAUUCUGUAGAUAGUGUCCAAAUUAUGCUCAUGUUGUGCCCAAGCAAAGUGUUGCAUUGUCAAAACUGAGACUUGAGAUAAAGGUUUUUGAGAACAGUGCCAGGGAUGACUGGUGACCGUAUUAAACUAUGAGUGCGCUGACUUAAGCUGUAUGUAAAAUGGCUUCGGAGUAUGUAGCAUGAGUAGUCUAGUGGUAAGAAUAGUACUACCGGACUCGUAAUCAUGAAUUUUCCUCACUUCACCCAAGUGUGAAUUAGUACCCAGCCAGAGACAGCGGAAGAUCUUGUCAGUAUGUUAGUGUUUUAACACCUGUAAAAUGGCAGCUUGCACUGUAUGCUUCCGGGAAAAAUUAGAUUGUUUCAGAAUGCUGUCAAGUCUGCUGAGGUAAUAGUAUAGAUUGUACAGCACCGAAGAGCUUGCUGUUCUGUGGGAAUUUACGCUAUACAAAUGCUUUUUAUUAUUUAUAAAAUUGAUAAUUAAGUGUUGAGGAUGCAAGUUUUUGUAGAACAAAGUAACACUCUGAUAUGAUUAAUGUGGCUUCCCAGGCAGACAACUUCCUAAAUAUGGGUCAACAAUGUUAGAUUGGAAUUAUAGUUAGAUGUGGUCUACACUGUUAUAUUUUCUUGUUCUUGUUGUUUGUUUUUGUUUUUGUUUUAAAUAGUAGGGUUUUUUUAGGUAGUGUUCAGGUAGUAGGCUUUUUGGGGGGUGGGGGUAUUUGGACACUUGGUCUCAUGUCAAAGUCAGCUGAUGUUACUAAACAGUUCAUUACUUGGCUUAAAACACUGCACACUACUAAUGAGAGGAGAGAGUCAUAGUAUCGCACUUGAUUGAACUCUGACUGCACCUUCCAUAAAAUUGACGGUCAUGGUGUAGUCAUUUGUAUAUUUGUUGCCAUUUUAUUAUGUGAUUGUUAAGAUAUGUGAAGCACAUAUUAUGUAAAUAUUCCGGAAGCUGUCUCAUGUGAGCCAAGCGCUGUGAUGAAGAAGGUAGUAUUUACUUCACGGGAGCUAGACAAACUUCAGUCUAGCUCACCAGUAAAGAUGUAAGUCUUUACGUUUUUAAUUUUUACUCGAGAAAGUUUGUUUUUGUAUAUAUUUAUUUAAUUAAGUUUCAGUUUUUUUCUUGGUUGUGAUGGUCUGAAAGAGUUAUUUUCAUCUUUUAAUUAAGUCGAGUGACAGAGAAAGGUCAGGAUCAUGUAGCUUUUUUUUUUAGAGUAUCCGAGCAAAGGAAUAAGUGGAGAGCCAUGAUUGUCGAUGUCUGUCGCAGAUCUGGCAUUUGAUGAUGAUGAUGAUGAUUACUUUUGUGCAGUAGUUCAUAGUUGGAGCUUUUGAGGGAUUAAACAAUUGAGGGUUUUUUGUUGGGAGAAAAAAAAAUCUUGUGACACACAGUGUUGUUGCUUCUCAAGUUCUGAUGGUAUAAUGACUUAAUGUACUUGGGAACAGAUUACCAUCUGAAAACAAAUCAAAAUGACACACAUUUCAUGAACAAUUAGCGACAAAUUUUUAAACUUUGGCUAGUUUAUUAUAAUUGCGUGUCACAUGCUCAGUGUCAGACUCCGCAGUCAUACAUCUCUUUUCAAAUUGGCGUAUGGCGGAGUUUUACACUCAGCAGUUGAUGUCGAUCUAAAUCCAGAACGUAUAGAUUGACACAUGAACAUAGAAAAGCAAAAUGAUAUUAAAGCAAAUUUCUAGUUGUUUGAUGACAUAAUCAGUAACUGCUUGAUGGUGACAGAGAAUUGUACUUGGCUUUACAAUGUGAAACCUCUAGUUUAUGAUCUGUUGGUGUCUGCAUAGCUGGAUGUGAAAUGGGUUGGCCUGACAAUGUUUACGGUGGGAGCAAAUUUGUUUUACAUGGCAAUUUUGUCCCAAAGAGUGAAAGCAUUUCACAGUAGUUUGUUUUCACUGGUACUGUAAGGAAACGUUAUAUUAAAAAGCUUUGCUUUUUCAAGAAUUGACAUUCCUUUUCCCAGAAAUACCAACACAAAUCUGUAUGUCAUCAACUGGUUUUGACAACUCGGAGAUGUAACUAAUGAAAUGAAAUUUUGCUACUUAGCCCUACCAGGAUAAGCCUGCCAAAAAUUUUGUUUAGUUUUUCUGUCUUGUUCAAGUAUAAUUAAUGACCAGGACAUUGCUGUCCUGACCGAAAUUUUCCAUUGUUUGUCAUCAAAAAUAGUUAGUGGCUCCGUUCUCUUGAUCCCAUCAGUAGCAUUUAUUUUAACACUCAAAUAAUAAUAUUCUUUUGAGAACAAUGAGAUUUUUUGUACUGAUUCUUUGAGAGAUUGCUCUUUAUUUUUUUCCUUUUUUCACAUAAACUUCCUGUGUCAUUAAAUCAUACAAACUGUAGAUCUCCUUUAUUAAGGCAAUCAUAUAAAGUUAUUGCCAUGAUUUGUAUUUCUAGAUCCAUUUUGUAGAGAACUUGAGAUGAGUUAUUACUAGUUUAUUUUGUUUUCCCCUGUGACAGCAGUAAUUUCUUUAGAAUGACUUUAGAACACAUGGAUAGAGUGGCUUUUUGUUGUGUCUGUUUAUGCAUACAUUCAUGAACUUUUAUCUAGAUACCAACUUCCUUUGAUCGUAGAAUAGAGUUGGCAUGAAUGAUGUUAGAAGCUUCGGCACUCAGGUUUGCUAGUUUUGCUUUUAUGCUUAUUGUACACAGCUUUGAUGGCUUCUACCAUUCCCAUGCCUCUUAAAAGUAAUUCUUCCCCAGUCUUGCUGGGUUGUUGUUGUUGUUGUUGUUGUUGUUGCUGUUAUUGUUGUUGUUGUUGUUGUUUCAGAUUUGUGCACCAUUUUGCUAUGUGUUGAGCCUUUGCUCUUGUUACCAUGCCGCGUUGAUCGCUGACCAACUGGUAGCCCAUUAUGCAUAUCGCAAGUUAUUGCAAAGAUCUCUUUAUUCUCUGCGUGUAUUGAGACAAUGUGAUGUAUUUUUAAAAGAAAAAAACAACGCUAUUUUUGUCUGAGUGGAUAUUUGAAUAUAUAUUUUGUUUGGUUUGCUCUGUACAUAGCCAGCUCAAUCCUGUUGCCAUGCUUGCUGAUUCACAAAAUGGUCUUUCUGCGCACCGUGUGUUCUUGCUACAAGGGAAUUUGUCGGCAUUUCCUGAAGCUGUUUCCGUCUGCUUCAGUCUUUUAUUAUAAUAAUAUAUGUUCAGCAAGUGAUUUGGAUCUGAAAAUGUUGCACAAAAUUUAGAUGUGUAUACACCGGUACCUCCGCUUCUAGAGUGAUGUGUGUUGUGAGUAUUGUUGUCCCUUAAGUCAGCGAUUUUUAAAUUCCAUUCUGGUUACUAUUAAUAGAUUUUAGAACGAAAUAUGUUGUGAAUAUUUUUGCUCGUUGUUGUCUUUUCUGCUGUUUUAUUGGUGUUCCUUAAUUGUUUCCCAAGUAGAACUUGGUAUUAAUUUGUCAUUUUUUAAAUGAAUUAUAUUGUUUGUGUUUUGGUUUGUUGUAGCCAAGAUGGCAUGUUUUGCUUUGAAUCGGGGUGUGCUGGUUUUCUCUUAAAAUGAUUUGUACCAAGUGCGUCACAUGAUGAUACAUUCUCUGAGCGUAGAGUUGUACGCCAAAUGGCUAGCUGGAACUGUAGGUGAAUAUUGUUAUCAAGAAACCCUGUGUACAGUUUUUAUUAUAUAUAUACAUAGAUAUAUAUUUAGUUGCCCACCUAGUAGAGUGGUAUGAUGUAGUAAUGGUGAAGGAUUUAAUGUAGAUUGGAUUUGAUGGACUUUGUUAUAGAGAUGUAGGGCAAACGCAACUGUGGUGGGGAAGAUGAGACCGAGAAAAACCUCCCGAUGUGGUAGGUUUGAAGUGGUAAGUUGAAUCAAUCAGCUGGGCCUGCUGAACUUUGAGCACAACUUUAGAUCGGAGCUACUUGAUAUUUUUGCCAUGCCAACUUUAUGAUCAGGUCCUAUCAGACAUGAUUAGGUAGGCCGACAGGUACUUUAUCUGCAAGUCACAAAACUUUUUUAAGGGUUCCCCUCACUCUAUGAAAUAUUACAGCAACUGCGGUAAACAUGCACUUAUCAUUACAUGGCAUUGGACUGAAGAAUGAGGGCCCAGCUGUUGCUGGAUUGAUAACAACGACUACAACAACAUUUUGGGUUCCAUGUUGCUUAAAAAUAAGAUAGGAUCUUUUCAGUAUUAUUGUUGUUCUCUUGGAAAAUAUACUUCAGCUCCUGUCAGUGGCAGAAAAGCACUGACUAGUUGAGCUGCACAAGCAGAAAUCAUUUGUUCUUUCGGUUGUUAACACAAAAAGUGGUGUCGGAAAAAUGGUUAACAUGGGCGCCUGGAAAAGGGUGUCCUGUCGGGAAACUUGUUGUGGUCUUUGUCGCCCUUUUGCCGAGCCCGAUAUGAUAUCCUUGUCUAUAGAUCCAUUUAUAUAUAUAUAUAUAUUAUAUAUGUUUAUACAUGUGAGUAUACUCAUGUUUAUGAUGUUAACUAUGUCUAUUUCAAGACUGUUAGAGGUUAGUUUUUGCACAGACGAUCACCGAUUUUUUAUUGACCCAAGAGUGACAAAAUGUAGUUCAUUCUGUGUGAUAUGUAGAUAUACAGUACGUCGACCAAAACAAAACUCUGGGAUUUUCUUUCCUGCUUUUUUUUUUGUUUUUUUGUGUUUUAUACUUUUUUAACUGCAAUCAUGUUGCUUUAUGUCAAUUUGACCACGUUUGACAUUGCUGUGAUAAAGGAGAGUAACGAAAGAUGACACAAACUGAAAUUUACUAUACAAGCAAAUGAGAUAUGUUUGUAUUCUUGAUUUAUUUAUGAACAAAAA